Lytechinus pictus (painted urchin) is the source of this 5025-nucleotide messenger RNA. RefSeq names its product neurogenic locus notch homolog protein 1-like. Lineage: Eukaryota; Metazoa; Echinodermata; Echinoidea; Temnopleuroida; Toxopneustidae. Gene Ontology annotation, cellular component: protein-containing complex; plasma membrane. The coding region runs from base 102 to 4523 and encodes 1473 amino acids. The transcript has 45 exons. Gene Ontology annotation, molecular function: Notch binding. Gene Ontology annotation, biological process: heterophilic cell-cell adhesion; establishment or maintenance of epithelial cell apical/basal polarity. The record is from RefSeq and is a predicted model, not a curated record.
ACGUUUUUAUAUAUCAGGAACUUCUAAGCGCGGAUUCUAUUGGAAUUACAUUAUAUACUGUACAUCACCUGCAUAAAGAAGGAUUUCAAAGGAUAACAAGUAUGCGGGUUUGCAACAUGAUUGGUGCGGUCCUAAUCUUCAUCAUAAUAGGAUUCGAAGGGAUCGAUGGUGCAGUUAACUGUACUGCCAGUAAUCCUUGUCUGAACGGAGGAACAUGUAUGAACGAAACGUGUUCAUGCGUCGAUGGAUUUACUGGAGACACGUGUCAGACAGUUAACUGUACUGCUGGCAACCCUUGUCUGAAUGAAGGUACCUGUGAGAACGACACCUGUUCAUGUUUUGCGGGAUUGACUGGAGAUCUUUGUGAAACAAUUAACUGUACUGCUGGCAGUCCUUGUAUGAACGGAGCUACCUGUGAGAACGACACGUGUUCAUGUUCUGCGGGAUUGACUGGAGAUCUGUGUGAAAUAAUUAGCUGUACUGAUGGCGACCCUUGUAUGAACACAGGUACCUGUGAGAACGACACGUGUUCAUGUUCUGCGGGAUUCUCUGGAGAUUUGUGUGAAACAAUUGACUGUUCUGCCGGCAACCCUUGCCUGAACGGAGGUACAUGUGAGAACGACACGUGUUCAUGUUCUGCGGGAUUGACUGGGAAUAUGUGUGAAACAGUUAACUGCACUGAUGGCAACCCUUGUCUGUAUGGAGGUACUUGUGAGAACGAUACAUGUACAUGUAAUACUGGAUUAACUGGAGAUGUGUGUCAAACAGUUUCCUGUAGUGGCAACAGCCCUUGUAUGAAUGGAGCUACCUGUGAGAACGACACGUGUUCAUGUUCUGUGGGAUUGACUGGAGAUCUGUGUGAAACAAUUUCUUGUACUGACGGCAACCCUUGUAUAAAUGGAGCUACUUGUGAGAACGACAUGUGUUCAUGUUCUGAGGGAUUGACUGGAGAUCUCUGUGAUACAAUUUCCUGUACUGACGGCAACCCUUGUAUGAAUGGAGCUACUUGUGAGAACGACACGUGUUCAUGUUCUGAGGGAUUGACUGGAGUUCUAUGUGAUACAAUUUCCUGUACUGACGGCAACCCUUGUAUGAAUGGAGCUACUUGUGAGAACGACACGUGUUCAUGUUCUGAGGGAUUGACUGGAGUUCUAUGUGAUACAAUUUCCUGUACUGACGGCAACCCUUGUAUGAAUGGAGCUACUUGUGAGAACGACACGUGUUCAUGUUCUGAGGGAUUGACUGGAGUUCUAUGUGAUACAAUUUCCUGUACUGACGGCAACCCUUGUAUGAAUGGAGCUACUUGUGAGAACGACACGUGUUCAUGUUCUGAGGGAUUGACUGGAGUUCUAUGUGAUACAAUUUCCUGUACUGACGGCAACCCUUGUAUGAAUGGAGCUACUUGUGAGAACGACACGUGUUCAUGUUCUGAGGGAUUGACUGGAGUUCUAUGUGAUACAAUUUCCUGUAGUGGCAACAGCCCUUGUAUGAAUGGAGCAUCCUGUGAGAACGACGCGUGUUCAUGCUCUGUGGGAUUGACUGGAGAUCUGUGUGAAACAAUUUCUUGUACUGACGGCAACCCUUGUAUAAAUGGAGCUACUUGUGAGAACGACACGUGUUCAUGUUCUGAGGGAUUGACUGGAGAUCUCUGUGAUACAAUUUCCUGUACUGACGGCAACCCUUGUAUGAAUAGAGUUACUUGUGCGAACAACGCGUGUCCAUGUUCUGCGGGGUUGACUGGAGUUCUAUGUGAUGCAAUUUCCUGUACUGACGGCAACCCUUGUAUGAAUGGAGCUACUUGUGAGAACGACACGUGUUCAUGUUCUGAGGGAUUGACUGGAGUUCUAUGUGAUACAAUUUCCUGUAGUGGCAACAGCCCUUGUAUGAAUGGAGCAUCCUGUGAGAACGACGCGUGUUCAUGCUCUGUGGGAUUGACUGGAGAUCUGUGUGAAACAAUUUCUUGUACUGACGGCAACCCUUGUAUAAAUGGAGCUACUUGUGAGAACGACACGUGUUCAUGUUCUGAGGGAUUGACUGGAGAUCUCUGUGAUACAAUUUCCUGUAGUGGCAACAGCCCUUGUAUGAAUGGAGCAUCCUGUGAGAACGACGCGUGUUCAUGCUCUGUGGGAUUGACUGGAGAUCUGUGUGAAACAAUUUCUUGUACUGACGGCAACCCUUGUAUAAAUGGAGCUACUUGUGAGAACGACACGUGUUCAUGUUCUGAGGGAUUGACUGGAGAUCUCUGUGAUACAAUUUCCUGUACUGACGGCAACCCUUGUAUGAAUGGAGUUACUUGUGCGAACGACGCGUGUCCAUGUUCUGCGGGGUUGACUGGAGUUCUAUGUGAUGCAAUUUCAUGUAUGGCCGGCAACCCUUGUAUGAAUGGAGCUACCUGUGCUAACGACGCGUGUACAUGUUCUGCAGGAUUGACUGGAGAUCUGUGUGAAACAAUUAACUGCACUGCUGGCAACCCUUGUCUGUACGGAGGUACUUGUGAGGAGAACGAUACAUGUACAUGUACUACCGGCUUAACCGCAGAUGUAUGUCAAACAGUUACGUGUAGUGGUGGUAAUCCUUGUCAGAACGGAGUUACCUGUUCAAACGAUGCGUGCCCAUGCCCUUCGGGAUUAACGGGAGAACUCUGUGACACAGUCGACUGCAAUGAUGGCAACCCUUGUCUGUACGAAGGUACUUGUGAGAACGAUACAUGUACAUGUAUUUCUGGAUUAACUGGAGAUGUGUGUCAAACAGUUACCUGUUCUGAUGGUGAUCCUUGUCAAAAUGGAGCUACCUGUACGAACGAUGCAUGUCCAUGCCCUGCAGGAUUAACAGGAGAUUUGUGUCAAACAGUUUCCUGUUCUGCCGGCAACCCUUGUAUGAACGGAGGUUCAUGUGAGAACGAUGCGUGUUCAUGUUCUCCGGGAUUGACUGGAAAUUUGUGCCAAACAGUUGAUUGUAGUGUCGCCAACCCUUGCCAGAAUGGAGCUAACUGUACCAACGAUGCAUGUACAUGCCCUGCGGGAUUAACUGGAGAUAUAUGUCAAACAGUUGACUGCAAUCUGGAGAGCGACCCUUGCCAGAACGAAGGUACCUGUGCGGACGGUGCAUGUACAUGUGCCUCGGGGUACACUGGAGUUUUGUGCAGUAAUGCCAUUGAUUGUGCUGGUGAUAACGAUCCGUGCCAGAACGGAGGUACCUGCGAGAACAAUGCAUGCACAUGCAGUUCUCCAUAUAUUGGAUCCGUGUGUGAUACAGUCGACUGUAGCGGUGCAAACCCUUGUGUAAAUGGAGGCACAUGUCAAGACGGUGCUUGUUCGUGCACUGACAAUUUUGAUGGAGUUCUCUGUGGUUCAGUUGACUGUUCUGGUACAAACCCUUGCAUGAAUGAAGGUACAUGUGGGGAUGGUUCAUGUUCAUGCGUUGAAGGAUUUACUGGAGUCUUGUGUGAUACAGUUGACUGUUCAGGUGACAACCCCUGUAGGAAUGGAGGUACAUGUGGGAACAAUACAUGCACAUGUGCAGCUGGAUACACUGGAAUUGUGUGCCAGUCAGAGGUAAUUCAGAUAAGGAUGGAUGCGGUAUUCAGUGGAGAAACUUUUUCAGAAGUCUUGGGAAACACCUCUUCAGAUGAGUUUAUGGCAGCUGCUGCAAGCUGGGAAACAACGCUCACAACAAGUUACUGUGAAGACCAAGGAUACUCGGAAUCUGAAUGCCCAUUCACAAUAAAGGUAGUCGGAUUCAGCAAUGGAUCUUUGGUAGUAAAUUACAAUGUUUUUUACUCAAGUUCCGAUGGAGUGGAUGAUAGUUUCGAUCCUACCGAGGUCGUGAUCAUGGACGACAGUGGAUCUACCCUCCCUUCUACAUUUAGUCGUUUAUCUCUUACCUGUGGUGGGAAUGUAUGUGAUGGCUGUGAAUCGUGUCCCAUAGUUGAGGCUCAAUGCAACAACUCACAGACCCCUUGUCAGAACGAAGGUAUCUGCGUGUUCGGAGAAUGUGUAUGUGCCCCGGGGUACACUGGAGUUUUGUGCGCCAAUACCAUCAUCUGCAGUUCAGAGACCCCCUGUCAGAAUGGAGGUACCUGUGCGGAUGGUGCAUGUACAUGUGGCUCCGGAUACGCUGGAGAUUUGUGCAAUGCAACUGUGAGGACUCAAGGGGAUCUGCAAUGCUACACUUGUUCUGCUAGUAGUGUAACAGAUGAUUGUUCUGCAGCAAUUGGAACUGAUUCUGAAGUAACACCCAUGACAUGCUAUGAGAACCAGCGAUGUUGGACCGAGCAUUACGAGAACUCAACACAUACCAACAUUUGGCGUGGAUGUACUGAUUCGAUAUGCAGUACCGAGAACAGUGAUGGACCUUCUUGCCUGUCGACAGGGGAUGGAAACAUCCUAUGUGUUUUCUGCUGCGAGGCAUCUUUGUGCAACAAUGACCCAAGCUCUGGCAACACCAUUUCAAGUUCUGUCACUAACACUUGGUUGGCAUCUCUUAUUUCUUUGAUCAUCAUGUAUGCUACUUUUAGAACCUAACUGAAUGAACUGAAAAUAAAAUACAAGCUAUAUUUCCUAUCUAUACUCUCCAGUCAUUGUGGUAGAUCCAGUCAGACUGGAUACAAUACCACUUCAGUGCCAGCAUUGUUUAGUGCACAUUGGUCUGAUUUCUCUAUACCAGAUCAGCAUGUGAUACUACCUGGCAAAAAAGUAUGAUAUAGGCAACUCUGCCCCAAAAUAAAUCUAAUAGGAAAUGCAGAAAUUAGAAAUUUUGACUUAAUUAUGGUUAAAAUAUAUUUUAGUAUGUGGUGUAAGAAUGUAUUCAAAUUAGAUAAUUUUAGAGGUAGACAUAACUGUACUUUUGAAGCUAUCAUAAUUUUGUGUUUGAGAAAAUUACUAACAGCAGAAUUAAUUUACACGCUUGUAAGCAUAAUAUUCAUAUUUUAGUGACAAAAGCCAAAAAAGAAUAUUUUAAUCAGCCACAUAGAAAACAAGUAACAGAAAUUAUAUUUUUUUUCUUCUUUUUUGUUCUUUAAAUCAA